UUGUUUGCUAACCCUUAUUCCAGGAUUGCUAUGAACGGAAAUAGCUCUCCUCCGAAGUAUCCGAAACUCGAAAAUGGCGAGUCAGAUCAUAUGAACAAGACUGAAAAUGAUACGGUAAAUAGUGAAGAUGAAGAUGAAGAAACUUUUGAAGAACCUCAAAUGCAGUUGUUUGAACAGGACAUUAAAUGCCUGUUCUGUUCACAUACUUUUUCUUGUCCUUUGAAGCUUUUCGACCAUUGCACAAUUGAGCAUGAUUUUGACAUUUUCUACCUUGAAGGUUUUGAGAAAUCGUUUAUCAAUUAUGUAAAGCUCAUUAACUUUGCCCGAAAGAAUGUUGAUUCAUUGUGUAAGAAUGGAAAGGUCGUAUCUGCGGUUUUGGAAUUGUUUAAAAAAGUUGAAAAUGAUGAUAGUUUGAUGAAACCAGUGGUAGAAGACGACCCGCUUUUGUGCUUUGACUUCGAAGAAUACGUGACAACGCUACAGUUUCCCGAGAGAGAGGAAUUAAUGGAUACAAAUGCGCUCGUUGUCAAUGGUAAGCACCAAAUUUUCGAUGACGAAGAAAGAGACAUUUUGCUCGGGUAUGACAAAGAAAAACUAAUUGGCGAAGUUGUGCGACUGAAACGAGAGCUUAAAGCAACUGAAGACUUAUUGCAUGAAUCUGAUUUGAAAUUGAAAUGGAGAAGUGAAUUGGUAAGAAAUCUCACUGACGAUGACAGCGGGUGUUUGGAUGUUGAGAUGAGUUCGGCAAGUAAAGGAAGUGGAAAGGUGGGAGCAGGAGCUGAUGAUCCGGAUUGCGGAUAUUUUGACUCGUAUGACUCAUUGUCUAUUCACGAAGAAAUGAUUCAAGACUCGGUUCGAACCAGCAGCUAUCAUGACUUCAUCAAGAAAAACUCAGAUCUGUUUUCUGACCGAACAAUCGUAGACCUCGGAUGUGGUACCGGAAUUCUCUCCCUUUUUGCAGCAUCCGCCGGAGCCCGCAAAGUUUUGGCUAUCGACCAGUCAAAUAUUGCAAAAUUAGCCAGAAAAGUGGUAGCUGAAAAUAACUAUGCAAGUAUCAUUAAAGUCAUAAAUGAUAAAGCAGAAAAUGUUGAUUUUGCUGGAAUGGACUUAACAAUCGAUGUUAUAAUUUCGGAAUGGAUGGGUUAUUUUCUACUGUACGAAUGUAUGUUGGAUUCAGUUAUAGCGCUAAGAGACAAAAUCAAAUCGAUUAACAAUUAUAGUCCUCAGAUUUAUCCUAGAUAUUACAGCAUGUGGAUAUGCGCACUUCAAGACAAUAGUAUGUACAACAAACAUACAAAAUUUUGGACAAAUGUAUAUGGUUUCGAAAUGAACUCAAUUCAAGAAAUGGUUGCAAACAACGCGUUGGUCACUGAAGUUAGAGGAGAAAGAGUUUGUUCAAAAAGUUUCUGCAUCAAUGCUAUCGAUGCUUUAACUGCGACAAUUGAAUAUACUGACUUUGAAAAGGAGUUUUAUCUUGAACUUGAGCGAGAUGCGACUGUGCACGCUAUUUGCGGUUAUUUCGAUACCAAUUUCAAUCAUAAAACAGAAGAAAACACAGCUGGAUCUGAGGAGUGCAAACCAGAAGUGUCGUUUUCAACUGGUCCAAAGGCUACUAUGACUCACUGGAAACAAACUGUGUUUGUGCUGAGACAACCAAUCUAUGUUAAGAAGGGAGCCCAACUGGCUGGCAGCAUCAACGUCAGAAGAGACGCACAAGAUCCUCGAAGUGUGAAGGUCACGAUUAAAACUGAAAGGGAAGAUACUGAGUUUUGUUUGAAGUAGUUGGUCAUUUACCUAACAGCCUGUCAGCCAUUUUUCUUUCUCUGUGCUCAGAUUGAUAUUCAAAAUGUUUUCGCUUGAGGAAAGUGCAUUCCGAAUUGAAGUUUUUUUUUGUGUAAAAUCAGUUAUAAUUGAAAUUGGUUGAAAUGUG
Symsagittifera roscoffensis is the source of this 1930-nucleotide messenger RNA. RefSeq lists its product as uncharacterized. The record is from RefSeq and is a predicted model, not a curated record. Gene Ontology annotation, biological process: peptidyl-arginine methylation. NCBI's taxonomy places the organism in Eukaryota, Metazoa, Xenacoelomorpha, Acoela, Convolutidae. The transcript is spliced from 3 exons. Gene Ontology annotation, cellular component: nucleus. The coding region runs from base 31 to 1782 and encodes 583 amino acids. Gene Ontology annotation, molecular function: protein-arginine N-methyltransferase activity.